This is a messenger RNA of Clarias gariepinus (North African catfish), 1064 nucleotides long. RefSeq names its product BCAS2 pre-mRNA processing factor (gene bcas2). Gene Ontology annotation, biological process: mRNA processing. The coding region runs from base 63 to 737 and encodes 224 amino acids. Gene Ontology annotation, cellular component: Prp19 complex; precatalytic spliceosome; catalytic step 2 spliceosome. The record is from RefSeq and is a predicted model, not a curated record. Lineage: Eukaryota; Metazoa; Chordata; Actinopteri; Siluriformes; Clariidae. The transcript has 7 exons.
GGAAUAUGGGUAGGAACGAAAAACCUGAACGUGAUAGCGUGUUGUUGUAACGCUGUGUCAGUAUGGCGGGAGCUUCGUCUGUAGCCGGUGAGGUGUUUGUGGACGCUUUGCCGUAUUUUGACCAGGGCUAUGACGCUCCCGGAGUCAGAGAAGCAGCCGCUGCGUUGGUGGAGGAGGAAACCCGGAGAUACAGACCUACAAAAAAUUACCUGAGUUACCUCCCGACGCCGGACUUUUCAGCUUUUGAAACCGAGAUCAUGAAGAACGAGUUUGAGAGACUCGCUGCACGUCAGCCAUUGGAGCUUUUGAGCAUGAAGAGGUACGAGCUGCCCGCUCCAUCGUCAGGCCAGAAGAACGACAUAACGGCAUGGCAGGAGUGCGUGAAUAACUCGAUGGCCCAGCUCGAGCACCAGGCAGUGCGCAUAGAGAACCUGGAACUCAUGGCACAGUACGGCACCAACGCCUGGAAGGUGUCGAACGACAACUUGGCGUUCAUGAUUGAAAACGCACAGAAGGAGCUGCAGAAGGUUCGGAAGAGCAUUCAGGACUUAAACUGGCAGAGAAAAAACGAUCAGCUCACCGCAGGCGCCAAGCUGCGAGAACUGGAGUCCAACUGGGUGUCCCUCGUGAGUAAGAACUAUGAGAUCGAGCGAGCCAUCGUGCAGCUGGAGAACGAAGUCGGCCAGAUGAGACAGCAGGGAGACGAGAACAAGGAGAACAUCCGACAGGACUUCUAGUAAGUGACGUUCCUGUCCAGCACAAUAUGGAACAACAGAUGGAUGCGUCGUCACGGGGGAAAAAAAUCCAAUGCAAGUCUGGAGAAAAGACAUUUUCAGACAGAAGCAUGUGGAGAUGUUUCCAUACUAUGAAGUGAGCAGAGGAAAUGGUAUUGAAGACCGAAGAGCCCUACAGUACUGCAGUUCAGAUCAGCAUAACAACUUUGAUUUGUAUGUUUGUAGGAUGAUUUUUUUAGUCUUUGCAUUUUUUUGUGUGUGAGAAUGUUAACUAACUGUAUUUUUAUAAAAUGCAAUAAAUGAACAUUUGAAACAAAAAACUAAAUUAAU